This is a messenger RNA of Macrosiphum euphorbiae (potato aphid), 342 nucleotides long. The record is from the annotation of a GenBank genome assembly. NCBI's taxonomy places the organism in Eukaryota, Metazoa, Arthropoda, Insecta, Hemiptera, Aphididae.
AUGCCAAGAAAACCGAAUAUGGCUCCGACGAAAAUGAGUAUGAUGGAAGGUAAUAAAACAGACAUCCAUCAAUUGAGUGGUGAAAACUCACAAGGUCCAUCCACGGCUAUGCAGACUGAGAUUGUAACGCCGAAAAUAAAACCUGUCCUGCAGCUGGUAGCAAAACGACGUAAUAAUCGCGUGAAGUUUGGUAAACUUAUGUUCUCAGACGUAUUGGCCAAAGCUUUAUGUGCGGCGGCCAUACAAAGAUCAUUGAACUUCGUCCUGCAGGUGCAUUUCCCAUGGCACAUCAAAAUCGAUGGAAUGGAAGAAAAGUCUCUUGAAAACAUCACGAUACCAUAG